UCCAUUGCAUCGUCUUCACGUGUUCUACGAGCGUUCAACGUGUUUGCUGUCCGAUUUCAGUUAGGCCCGUGCUGUGCACAAUGAAAGCGAAAAAAGGCGCAUUGAACGCAACUACAAUUCCACCGCCAAAGUCCUCCAGUGGAAUGAAGUUGCCGAAGCAGAAACGUGCUGUCCUUAAUUUGUCUCCAGAGGUGAAGAGCAGUCAACCGGCAGGAGACGUCAAAGGCAAGUAUGCAAAAGCGAGUAGCCGGAAAAUAUUCCCACCUACUGCUGGGAAACUCGGCAAGCAUGGAAAACCUGGCAGUGCUAAUCGCAGAAUGGCGCAAGCAACAAGUGAAGUGCCGAGCCAAGCUGCCGAUGAAGAGAAGAGUGCGACCGACCAGCCAGAGCAUCGUCCGCAUAAGCGUGGCCCAGAAGGCAACGACGACGAUGCGUCUGAGCCGAAGAAAAUCAAGCUGAUCGAAAUGAAGAAGAAGCAGAGAAAACAAGAACGAAAAAAGCAUGAGAACAAGUUCUACGAGAUCUCCAAAGCAGCGAAACGAAUCUGGGAAGAUUUGCGGCUAAAGUCCUGCACACCGCAAAGGCGCGAGGAGUUGCUAAACCAGCUGGCCAAAGUAGUCAAGGGCAAUAUAAAGCAGCUAAUCUUCGCACAUGACACGUCCAGAGUGAUUGAAUGCAUGGAACACUUGGGAACUGCGGUUCACCGCAAUAUGAUCUUUGAAGAGGUGAAAGACAUCAUCAUUCCUAUGACCAAAUCGAAAUACGCCAAGUUCAUGGUGAGGCAGAUUCUUCGGAACGGCACAGCUGAACAGAAACAGCAUGUUAUCAGGGCAUUCAGCACACAAGUCGUGAGUCUACUGCACCAUGUAGAUGCUGCGGCGAUAUUAGAGGUCAUCUACAACGAGUAUGCCAAUGCCUUGCAGCGUUCCCUGUUGUUGCAGGAGUUCUACAGCCGCGAUCUCGCGCUCUUCAAGAGAGACAAAGUGAUCACUUUUGCUGAUGCUCUUGCCGAAUCCGCAGAUUCCGCAAAAAUGAUUGAAAAUCUGAAGGAGUCGCUGAUGAAAAUUAUUGACAAGCCAGUGAUUCGCCACAGUAUCAUACACCAUCUCGUGCUUGAAUUUUUCAAAAGUGCCGAUGCCAACUCCAAGUCCGAAAUGAUUCGAGCACUUGGCGGGUCGCUCGUGGAAAUGGUGCACACGAAGGAUGGUGCACGUGUCGCCAUGCAGUGCAUCUGGCAUGGAACUGCAAAAGAUCGAAAGACGAUAAUCAAGUCGUUCAAAACGUACGUUGCCAAAAUAGCACGAGAAGAACAUGGGCAUAUGGUACUUCUAUCCAUAUUUGACUGUGUGGACGACACGAAGCUCGUUGAAGGAAUCAUUAUUGCAGAGUUGUUGAAAGAGCCUCUUGAAUUAUUGAUGGAUGCACAUGGGCACAGAGUGCUGGCAUACCUCGUUGCACCAAGGGACGCUCGCAUAUUUCACCCGCAAGUUGCUGCCAUCCUUAAGGAGGGUGACAGCAGUAGCACCAGCAAAAAAGACCCAGAGGUACGCAAGCAGGAACUUCACAAAAUGUCUGCAAGUGGGCUUGCGCAGGCAAUUGCCAACAAUAUCGAGGAACUCUUAACUUGUGGUGGCCCUACUGCAAUAGCCCUUUAUGUCAUCCUGACCAGCAUGAGCACAAGUGAAGCAGCAACGGCCUUCAAAAGUAUAGCGAAGCUUCUUGAUGCAUCUCCCUACACGAUUUCCAAGGACCAGGAAAGCUCGCACCUUUUUGAUCAGGGCUCUGCACGUUUCUUUCUGAAGAAGAUGGCUACCCAUGACAAGGACAUUGGUGACAAAGGGCAAGACUCUUUUUGUGGUGUAAUUGCCAGUGAAGUUAAGAAGGAAACUAUGUCAACAUGGAUUGGGUGCAACUUUGGAGCUUUUUUCCUUGUGCAGCUCUUGGAAACUGGCAUCCCUAAAGCAAUUGAACGUGUUCAAUCUGCACUGGAAGGAAAGCACAAUAUUCUUAAGAAGUCUGAUUUCAAAGGUGCUGCUGUUCUCAGAACGAAACUGCAAGGCUUGUAGUGAGGACACACCCUGAAAGAAUAAAGGUGUUCUUUUAUA
Molecule: messenger RNA, 2105 nt
Organism: Rhipicephalus sanguineus (brown dog tick)
Lineage: Eukaryota; Metazoa; Arthropoda; Arachnida; Ixodida; Ixodidae
Gene: peng
Product: pumilio homolog 3
Exons: 2
Coding region: 81-2066 (661 amino acids)
Biological process (GO): regulation of translation
Cellular component (GO): nucleolus
Molecular function (GO): mRNA binding
Source: RefSeq, a predicted model, not a curated record